AUGAAAACUAUUCUCCUUUUCCUCUGUAUCAUCCUUUAAACACUUUGUUAAGAUUAUUACUAAUUACUUGGAGUACAGCGUAGUGCAUCAGAUGAUUAAAUCAAAAAAGCAUUCAAAAAACUUUCUCUCAAAUAUCAUCCUGAUAAAGCUAAAGGGAAUAAAGAAGAAGUAAAUAUAAUCUCUCUAUUUUAGUCUGAAAAACAAUUCUAAAAGAUUGUCAAUGCAUAUGAAAUACUUAAAGAUCCAGAAUAGAGAAAAAUAUAUGACAAAUAUGGAGAAGAGGGAUUGAAAGAGCAUACUUAAAGAUAAUAAUAAUAAUGUAUAUAUUUAUAAAUAAGAUUUAAGAGCAAGGACAUUUUAAUUAUAAUGACAUUUUCUCUAGAUUUUUUGGAGGAGGAGGCUUUUAAUAAUAAAAACCAAAUCUUGAAUAGUCUUUAUUUUCUAAAAGUGAUGUUUAUGAAAUUGAUAUGACUACUAUUAAUAGAUUUUUUAGAAGAGAUCAUGUUUGGCUAAUUUUCUUUUAUAAAAAUGAUGAUUAUGGUAGAUAACAUAAAAAUAUUUGGAAUGAAUUAGCAUCAAAAUAUUAUGGUAUAUUUUAAGUAGCUGCCAUAAAUUGUGCUGCUGAAAAUGAAAUUUGUGAUGAUGAAUUCUAAGUCUAUGAAUUUCCUAAAGUAUAUGCUUAUCCUGCAAAUAUCAGAUAAGAACCAAUUGAAUAUAAAUAAAGUAUGGAAAUAGACCAACUAGCCAAAUUUGCUAUCUAGUUUAUGGAAAGUUUUGUAAGUAUAGUUACUAAUGAAAACUAUGAAAAAUUCAUUUAACAAGAAGAAUAACAUAUAGUCUUGUUAUUCACUAAUAAAACCUCAACACCACCUCUUCUUAAAGUCCUAUCUAAAGAAUUAAAAGGAAAACUAGUUUUUGGAUAAGUCAGAUAUUCAGAUACUAAAUUGAUUGAACAAUUUUAAAUCAAAAAAUUCCCUACUCUUAUGGUAGUUACUGACCCUGAAUAAUAUAGAGGAGUUAUCUAUGAAUAAAAUGAUUUUAAAAAGGAAUAAAUUAUGAAAUUCUUAAGAGAAUAUGCAUAUAUUAGCAAAAAAGUAAAGAAAACUCAUCAAGUACCUAGAGAAUUGUCAACUUAAUUAAUUAAAAAUGGAGCAUGUACAACAAAAGAUACUAAAAUGUGUUUUAUUAUUAUUACAUAAGAUAAUAAUUAUUUAGAUUUAUUAAAUCCCUUGUCUUAACAUUAUAUGAAAGAUAAAAUAGAUUUUUAUUACAUCAAUAAGAAGUAAUAUUAUCAUUUUAUAUUACUAGUAACUUAAUAUAUUCAGAACUCUUUGAUGAUAUAAGUAGUUUUCCAACAGCAGUAGUAAUUAAACCUAAAAAAGAAAGAUAUGCUAAACUCUAAGGAGAAUUGACACUUUCAAAUAUAUAAGAUUUUCUUGAUUCUAUAAUUAGUGGAAAUGUGUAAUUCAAGCCUAUGAAUGAUAGUCUUGAUCUUAAUAUUUUUAAAGAGGAUUUGUGA
Messenger RNA from Paramecium pentaurelia, 1519 nucleotides. NCBI's taxonomy places the organism in Eukaryota, Ciliophora, Oligohymenophorea, Peniculida, Parameciidae. The record is from the annotation of a GenBank genome assembly.